CGUUGACUCUUGAAUCCCACAGUUGGUCAUUGAUCUGUGGCGUUAGAGGCGCAUCUGCGCGUUCGUGGCUCCAGGGUCACACCUUCUGCAGACAGCUGCGCAGGAGGAAGGUGAUUCCCUGCAGGCAGUUGGAGCAACUCACCGACCACAGGGGGAAAAUAGACUAAUUAGAAGAAAACGUGGGCUGCUUUCAGACAGUUUCCACAUCUUGCUGAGAGAGGAGACUCGGCAUAGAUGCAGGCUCAUCCACUGGGCAUGCUCAAUCUGCUUUGGAAACAGGAGCAGAAAGACUCGGUGUGGAUAACAGGCAGUUUGGGCGUUUUUGUUUUUGUCUUUUGAGAAGGAUCAUCAUGGUAGUGGUCAUCUUCGCUUCUCAUCAGUCUGUCUGGUAGAAGAAAGAGGAUCCUUCAGCCUUUAAUCUGAUUUGGGAUGUUCUUCAUCCCGAUCGCGCCUGAAUGACAGCAGUGAUCUGAUCCGAUCUGCUGAGACAAAGAGCAGCGGUGGCGGAGAGAGGGAGCAGGCUGAGCUCAGCGCGAAGGAGGGCAGUCUGUAGGCAGUCUGCAUCAGGCGCUGUCCGCUCAGCACCACCGCAGUCACCUUGCUGUGUCACGAACAUCUGGUUCUAACCGUUUGAGAUCUUCUAUGAGAACAUCUAGCAGCGAUGUGACGUCCUUCCCUUUAAGGUGAUCCCAUUGGCUGCACUCAUUUUGGAUUUCGAUACCUUCAGCAGAGCCUGACAUUAUUAGUCUACAAUCCACCAGAUGCAUGUCACAUGCUGGUAAAGGAAACAGGGUAGUGGAGGGGAUGCAUGAACAUUUCAAACACAUUCCUUCCCAAUUGGCGACAGGUUGCUUUCGUGCGUAAUUGCUGUGCGCUGUUAGCGGGGUCCGCCUAGACUGACCUUUGCAAUGAGGGGAACUUAGUGGAGAAAUGCAUACGGGACGCGAUGGGCCUGAGCGACGACAAGGAUCGCAUUGUGAUCAACGUGGGAGGGAUCAGACAUCAGACAUAUCGCAGCACCCUGCGCACCCUACCUGGAACCCGCCUGUCCUGGUUGGCCGAGCCUGAUGCGCCGAACCACUUCGACUAUGACGCCAAGAUCGACGAGUUCUUCUUCGACCGCCAUCCGGGCGUCUUUGCACACAUCCUUAACUAUUACAGGACAGGUAAACUGCACUGCCCGGCCGACGUCUGCGGGCCGCUGUAUGAGGAGGAGCUGGCCUUCUGGGGCAUCGAUGAGACAGACGUGGAGCCAUGCUGCUGGAUGACCUAUCGACAGCACAGGGAGGCGGAGGAGGCCCUUGAUAGCUUCGGGGGAGGGGGUCUGUUAGACCUGGGGAGUGAGGAUCCGGAGCCAGAGCCGGAGCAUGAGGAUGAUGAUGAGAUGACCAGGAGGCUGGCGCAGGGAGACUCACCUGAUGUGAGGAGCGGCAGCCUGUGGAGCCGCUGGCAGAAGCGGGUCUGGGCUUUGUUUGAGGAUCCAUACUCUUCAAAAUAUGCAAGGUGGAUUGCUCUGGCAUCACUCUUCUUCAUUCUUGUGUCCAUCACCACCUUCUGUCUGGAGACCCACGAAGCCUUCAACCCCAUUGUGAAUCGAACUGACACGGAGCUAGUGGACAACGAAACCAUAGUGAGCACGUACCAGGAGACCGAGACGGCAGCCUACCUCACCUACAUCGAGGGCGUCUGCGUGGUUUGGUUCACUUUUGAAUUUCUGAUGCGAAUAACUUUCUGUCCAAACAAAUUUGACUUCAUUCGGAACGCUCUCAACAUCAUCGAUUUUGUUGCCAUCCUGCCCUUCUACCUGGAGGUGAGCCUCAGUGGACUCUCCUCCAAGGCAGCGAAAGACGUGCUGGGAUUCCUGAGAGUGGUCCGCUUUGUGCGGAUCCUCCGUAUCUUCAAGCUAACCCGUCACUUUGUGGGGUUGCGAGUGCUAGGUCACACUCUGAGGGCCAGCACCAACGAAUUCCUCCUACUCAUCAUCUUCCUGGCUCUGGGCGUCCUCAUCUUUGCCACUAUGAUCUACUACGCAGAACGCAUUGGAGCUGACCCCAACGACCCAAGAGCCAGUGAGCAUACACAGUUCAAGAACAUCCCGAUCGGAUUCUGGUGGGCGGUGGUGACGAUGACGACCCUCGGCUAUGGCGAUAUGUACCCUCAGACGACCUUUGGUAUGCUGGUGGGAGCUCUGUGUGCCCUGGCAGGCGUGCUGACCAUCGCCAUGCCCGUACCCGUAAUUGUCAACAAUUUUGGAAUGUACUACUCCCUGGCAAUGGCUAAACAGAAACUACCAAAGAAAAAAAACAGACAUAUCCCCAGAGCACCCCAACCAGGCUCUCCCAACUACUGCAAGUCCAGCAUCAGCUCCCAGCAUCCAAGUCCUAUACCCCAUGACGAUGUGUUUGAGAUCAAAUUUCAAGAUUCAAAGCUGAACGGUGAAGCGGCUAACGCAGCACUGGCUAAUGAAGACUGCCCGCACAUAGACCAGGCCAUAUCUCCCGAGGAAAUCUUCAGCCCCAGCGAGCGAGAGCGGCCCUGCUUCUUGGUCACCACGGCUGAACACCCCAACCACACGGGGGGCAGAGUAAGGAGGGGUUAUGAAAAGCCUUGGAGCCUUAACAGCAUGUCUGGCAUGAGCGGGGAUGCCUCUGGAGUGUCCUCAGUGUCCGCCCUGCCCUGCAGCCCACCCUGUCUAAUGCAGCACUCACAUUCUCCCAUCCCAUCCAUUAUGUAGCAUGGUUGAGUAGCAGACACAAUGCCAUUGGAAGGCCAGUCCACAAUCCUCCUUCUUAUCUCUUCUGUCAGACUUUGCUUUGACACUUGCCGUUGCUCCUGCUUUUCUUUUCUUCUCAUUUUUGUUUUUCUUUUCCCUGGAACAAUGUACCUUAACUGUGCUUAAAACUUAAGCUUCCCAAGUGAUCUACUUGGGUGUGUCAUCAUAUUCUAGAUUAGACAACAUUGGCAGAUGCCACUCUGCAUGGGUCACCUCAGCUGCAGACAAAGCACCGUUCUACUGCAGGCUAACUCCUCUUUUUUUUUUUCCUGUGUUGACAUCAUUGCCUGUUGCUCUGUUGCUUUUGAUCUCAUACUCUUCUACUAAUAAGUUUGAUCUCAUUUGCUUUUUGGGGGCUAGAAAUUUGUUAAAUAUUCUUUUCAUGAGAUGUAACCCCUGCUGAUACAAUGCUGGAAAUUUACUCAUUGCUUUGAAACAUAUCCAAAAAGCUGUUAAGGCAACUGUCAAGUGCUUUGUACGUUGCAAAGUAGAGACGUUUUCAUGCUGAAGUGCAAUCCAGACAAGACUCCAUGUCAACUGAGUGGCCAUUAAAGAAUAUAUAUAUAUAUACAAAUAUAUAUUUGAACGCAAUGUUCACAAUGUCCAAUGCAAUAUGGAGAUUAUGGCAAAUCCUUUGAUGCCAUUGAUGAAUAUAUUUAUUGUCAACUGAACUGAAACUGUUAAUUUGCAUGAACUGCAUGGUAAAUCAUGUUCAACCAGAAGCUAAUUGUAAUGCAGUACCUGUAAAGGAAGAAAAAGAAUUUAAAAGCUUGCUAAGCUUUGUCAUUCUUAUGCAUUUCAAUACAGCUUUACAAGAGCCUCAGUCAUAGCAGAAUCUUCUAUGUAGCCGCCAUUCUUUGCCUUUCCCCAACUCUAUACAUUUACUUUCCUUGUCACCAUUUGGCCGGGAGUUCAGACUAUAAAGAGUCGUCAAACUUCAACAUAUUUGUCAUAAAAGCCAACAAAUGCUGUUGUGAGCAUAAAUACUUUUUAUAUGACAGUAUUUACUAUUAAUUUAGGGUUUUUAAAACUCUGUUAAUACGUUUCAGGAAGUUCUGUUACUGCUCUGCUGCUUGAACUGAUGCAGGACUCAUGGGACAUACAGGUGCACCUCAAUAAAUGAACGAGUUACUUUAGUAGCCAAAGCUAGAAAAUGAAACUCAGACUAAUUACAUAAAAAUAUUUCAAGCAUUUAUAUCUGUAAAUAAGACCAAUAAAAUGACAUUUUGAGACACGAGUCUUAUGAAGUUUGUGGGAACAUGACAGCCUUGAUGGGAGAAAAGUUAAGCCAUCAGAAGUCUAAUAAAGAAGCUGGUUGUUUACAGAACACUGUAUAAUAUAGAAGGUUCAGCGGAGGGAAAAUGUGUUUUCACAAAAAGGAUUAAAAGCAUUAAAAGGAGUAUUUACACCCUUAAGGAGAUUGUGAGGCAGUGUGUGUACUGCUGAGUUUUCUAGUGGAUGGACUGCAGAGAGAAAUGAGACAGGACUGUUGCUCAGUGGUCAAAUAUCCUAGAUUCAAAUUUUAAUCGUAGCAAAGAUUCCAAGGUCUGCAGGAAGAGUAGCUUGGUAUUUCAGUUUCAUGUUGGUGAAGCCUGAAUGAGCCAUAUCAUAAGCCGGUGUUGCUUUACUUGGUUUUAUCCAGUUCAAAGUCAGAGCAUCUAAAGCAUGCAUCAUGCUUCAUUCUGGGAGUUAAGGCCUGGUUCUCCUCCCGCAGCAGCGUGUCGCAGAUGUUUUUGAUUUCUGCCCAAUAUUGAAGCGUGGUCUGCGUUAUUUUAUUCCACGCCACAAAGCCAGAGGGCCAAUCAGGAACUAGAUAGGGCCGAAUCGGUGAGGAAGUGGGGGCAAGUUUGUGCGACAAU
Messenger RNA from Cyprinodon variegatus (sheepshead minnow), 4632 nucleotides. RefSeq names its product potassium voltage-gated channel subfamily C member 1-like (gene kcnc1b). Gene Ontology annotation, cellular component: voltage-gated potassium channel complex; dendrite membrane; axon. Bases 947 to 2734 code for a protein of 595 amino acids. Gene Ontology annotation, biological process: potassium ion transmembrane transport; protein homooligomerization. Gene Ontology annotation, molecular function: delayed rectifier potassium channel activity; protein binding. NCBI's taxonomy places the organism in Eukaryota, Metazoa, Chordata, Actinopteri, Cyprinodontiformes, Cyprinodontidae. The record is from RefSeq and is a predicted model, not a curated record. The transcript has 4 exons.